This is a messenger RNA of Daphnia pulex (common water flea), 2067 nucleotides long. Its product is annotated as ATP-dependent RNA helicase DDX24-like. Gene Ontology annotation, cellular component: nucleolus. NCBI's taxonomy places the organism in Eukaryota, Metazoa, Arthropoda, Branchiopoda, Diplostraca, Daphniidae. The transcript has 5 exons. Gene Ontology annotation, molecular function: nucleic acid binding; ATP binding; RNA helicase activity. The record is from RefSeq and is a predicted model, not a curated record. Bases 145 to 1998 code for a protein of 617 amino acids.
GUAUACAGAUUUGUAUAUGAUGGCAACGCCACGAAGCUAAAAUCGUCUGCACAAUUCAUGUUGGUUGUGGGUUCGUCAAGCUGACACGUGUUUUUUAAGUCAAAUUAUUGUUGUCAGUUCAGCACUUGUGCUUUUUAUUCCAUCAUGAUGAAGGAAGAAUCUAAGAGCAAUCAAAACAAUGAUGAAAACAAAAAUGAAAACACGGAAGAAAACAUAGAAGAAACCAAGGAUGAACCAUUUGAAAUCACACCUGAUAUGAUUAUUUGGAAAGCAAUGUAUCUUCCAGAUCCAAUAGUCAGAGCUGUCUGGGAGCUUGGAUUCCAAACCCCAACAGCAAUCCAGCUUGCCUGCUUACCAACAGCAAUGAAGGGAAGAAAAGACAUUGUUGGAGCUGCAGAAACAGGGUCAGGAAAAACCCUUGCUUUUGGGAUUCCCAUACUGAAUGGCAUCCUUAAAGAUAAAGAAUUUGAACUGAAAAAGCUGAAACAGAAUGAAGAAGAAUCUGAAGAUUCUGAUGAUGCAGAUGAUUCAGAUGAAAAUAAUGAUGAUGGCCAUACAAGCAACAAAAAGCAGCGAGUUGAAAAAAAAGCAGUUGUUGCUGAAGAAGAUUCUGACGACUCUGGAGGACAGAUGGAGGAUUUUGGAGGUGGAAUUGGGAGAGUGAGAGUAUUUGAUGUAGUUGAGUUAGGGAAUCAAAAAACCAAAAUAAUUAAAGGACAGAAAAAAUUACGAGCAUUGAUAAUUACUCCCACUCGAGAACUGGCAGUUCAAAUUGAAAAACAUUUAAAGGCCGUUGCAAAGUACACAGACAUAUCCAUUUGUCUCGUGAUUGGUGGAAUGGCAGCGCCUAAACAAGAAAGAAUUUUAAGCAAAGGGCCAGACAUUGUAAUCGGAACUCCUGGUCGACUCUGGGAAAUGAUUGAAGGCGGAAAUUCGCAUCUUUCUCAAAUUAAAGAUAUUCGAUACCUUGCACUGGACGAGACCGAUAGGCUUUUGGAGAAAGGUCAUUUUGCCGAAGUCCGUACUCUGCUUGAACACAUUAACAAAGACGAAGAAAAAAAGCGAUGGAGACAAAAUUUCGUUUUCUCCGCUACACUUACUCUGGCACAUGACUUACCUAACCGAUUGGGUAAUCUCAAAUCGAAGAAGAAGAAAGAAGCUAUGAAACUUGACAAGUUGCUUAGUUUGGUUGGCGUCAGACCCAAAGCAAAAGUAGUUGAUUUAACAACUCAAGUAAGAUCGCUGAAACCCGCAUCGCUUUCGGAAAUGAAGUUGUACUCGGCCACCGUUGAAGACAAGGAUUAUUAUCUCUAUUAUUUCUUGCGACACAAUCCGGGUCGUACUUUAGUGUUUUGCAAUUCAAUCAACAACGUGCGCCGUCUCACAUCUGUAUUCACUUUGCUGGAAACUAACCCUCUUCCAUUGCACGCGCAAAUGCAUCAGAAACAAAGACUCAAACAUCUUGAGCGUUUUUCAAGUCUAGAUAACGCGUUGCUGAUAGCCACUGAUGUAGCUGCCAGAGGACUUGAUAUCCCACAUGUUCAACAUGUAGUCCACUUCCAGGUCCCUCGAACAUCUGAAAAUUAUGUCCAUCGUAGCGGUCGUACAGCUCGAGCUUCUCGUGAAGGAUUAAGUUUAAUCCUGAUUGAACCUGAAGAAGCGACAACAUAUCGUAAACUUUGCUCCACCUUGAAGAAAGACAAGAAUGAUCUACCCGACUACGACGUUGACAUGCGAAUUUUUGCCGCCAUCAAACAACGAGUAAAUUUAGCCAAGGCAAUAGAAUCAUUGGAACAUCGAACCAAACGAGAGAGGUCAGACAAGAGCUGGAUGAAGCAAAUGGCAGAAGAAGCAGAUUUAGUAAUUAGUGAAAGUGAUCAGGAUUCCGACAGUGGUAGUGCUGCUCAGAGCCAUUCUCAGCUUUUAACAGAGUUGAAGAAUAAACGCAAAGAGCUCACGAAACUUCUUGCACGACCAUUUAAACGUUCAGUCAAGUAAUACUAAUGACAGUCGUGUACCAAUGCUUUCCAAUGUUCGAAAUUGACAAAAUAAAAAACAAUAAGAAAA